AUGACAUUCUUCUUCCGCUUGAGACGCUGGAUUGAAGAAGGGGAGGAAAGCAAGAGCUUGCACCCGGCGGGGUACCCGGGCUGCUCCGCGCUGCCGAUGAAGUACGCCUACUACUCAACGGAGGGCUGGGCUGACCCGCCCGCCAUGGUGCACGCCAACGCACGCCUGCUUCCCAGCGGAGGGCUGUACGGAGCCCACCCCGUGUUUGAGCACGUGGCUGCUCGCGCCCAGGGGAAGGGGCAGCAGGAUGCCUCUGCGGAGAGACCCGCUGCCCCAUAUCAGCCCAAGGAGGAGGAGGAGGACACCGGCACAGAUCCUGAGGCUCACCUGGUGUCUCCUACCUUGGACAUAUCAAUAGAGAGUCUCAACCAGCUGAUCCUAGAAAUCGAUCCGACCUUUCAGCCGCUGUCAUGCAAGCCGGUGAAGGAUGCGGUCCAACCUGCUUCUCAGGGUGACGCUGCUGCCACCAAGAAACAAGAUCCGGAGGCAAUAGGUGUAAGUUCCCUGCGAGCACGGUCAGUUGGUGUGCGGGCUGGCAGGAGACUGGUGGUGCCCAGAGUCCGCGAGAGGGGCUUGUUCUUGUCUGGUGGAAACCGUGAGGAGGCUUUUAACGUAACAGAUGCUGUAGCAAUAGGAGACACGUUCAUGACAGUCACUAACUCCCUCUGCAAAGUGUCUGAGUGCAUCGCCGUCCCCCGGCAGUGCGCGGCUGGCCAGACAGACAGCAUCUCCUACGGCCCCAGGGCUCUCGGCACCUCCCCGGGCUUCGACAAUUUGCUGAAGCCCGUGCACGCGGUGAGGGCCCAGCAGAGGAGCAGCUGGGUCUCCCUGCUCUCCACGAGCCCCGGCUCAGACACCAGCUAUAUCCUUGGAAGCAGCACCCACUCGCUCCACAACGACGACUCGGAUGCUCCCCCUGCUGCCUGCCGCUCCGCUGACUGCCCAUCCCCUGCCAGCUCCCUGGGCAGCCCCUGCCCACCUUCCCCGAGCAUCAGAUCUCGCUCUGGAGAAGCUUUUGGCCUGAGUCCCCACCAGCCCAGGGCAGCCUGCUCCACCAAAGCCAACACCUCCCCGACCCAGAAGGGACAGGCCAGCAGCUGCCCCCCCUCCAUCCUCAACUCCGCAGCCGACAUCCCGGUGCUGCUGGUGAACGGGUGCCUGGAACAAGGAGAUGCAUCUUCCAGGCUGGCCAAAGCCGCCCCAGUCUCUGUCAAGCAGAGCCCCCCUCCCAGCUGCAGCCCGGCCCUGAGGCUCGGUGGCCUGAACAACGCGCUGUCGGCACCAGCGCUCUCCUGCGUCUCGGACAGUCCCCUCCGGGCUGGGCAGCCGACCAUGAAGUUUGUGAUGGACACAUCAAAAUACUGGUUCAAGCCGAGCAUAACCAGGGACCAAGCAAUCCAGCUGCUGAAGGACAAGGAGCCAGGCACGUUCAUUGUGCGGGACAGCACGUCGUACCGGGGGUCUUUCGGACUGGCGAUGAAGGUUCCCGUCUCUCCAUCCAGCAGCCAGACAGGUACAGGCGAUGAGAGCAGUGACCUCGUCCGGCACUUCCUCAUCGAGUCGUCUGCCAAAGGGGUGCACUUGAAAGGAGCCAGCGAGGAGCUGUAUUUCGGGAGCCUCUCUGCCUUCGUGUAUCAGCACGCCAUCACCCCGCUGGCACUGCCCUGCAAGCUGAGCAUCCCCACCCGAGAUCUGGCUGAUGGAGAAGAGAGCCCUGACUGCGCUCCCGAGUCCGCACUAUCCCUGCUGAAGAAAACUGCUGCCUGCCAACGUGCUGAUCUGCAGCACGUCAAGAAAAAUUGGCCUGCUAGGACAAAUCCGUGUUGCAAUCCAGGGAUGGACUUGAUCCCUUCAGUUUACAGCACAGGGCACGAUGCUGCGUACGUGAAGCUAGUGGCAACAUCUCAAGAGGUGUUUUUCAGGCGACACUACCCCUUGGCUGCCAUCAGGUUUUGCGGGAUGGAUCCUGAGAACAGAAAGUGGCAGAAGUACUGCAAGUCCUCGAGGAUCUUUGGGUUUGUGGCCAAAAGCCAGACAGAUUCGGAGAACUUCUGUCACCUGUUUGCAGAGUACGACACCGUGCAGCCAGCGUUGCUUGUCAUCGACCUUCUAUGCAAGCUCCUGCCGGGCCCGUAG
Molecule: messenger RNA, 2136 nt
Organism: Fulmarus glacialis (Northern fulmar)
Lineage: Eukaryota; Metazoa; Chordata; Aves; Procellariiformes; Procellariidae
Product: tensin-4-like
Exons: 15
Coding region: 1-2136 (711 amino acids)
Molecular function (GO): protein binding
Source: RefSeq, a predicted model, not a curated record